AUGUUUUCACCGGAUAUGGAUCUGAUCAAGGCUCUCAGAAUUUGUAGGAGUGAUGUUCAUCACUUCAAGAACAUGCGAGUUGCAAAUUUCAUAGUGAAAAAACCAAUGGUAAUCGGACAUGAAUGUGCUGGAAUCAUCAAAGAAAUCGGGCACAACGUGAAAAGUUUAGCAGUGUGUGAUCGAGUAGCCCUGGAGCCUGGUAUCAGUUGCCAAAGUUGUAAUCCUUGUAAUAAUGGAAGCUACAAUUUAUGCAAAAAGAUGAAGUUCUUCGGUUCUCCCCCAACCAACAACGCUUUUGCAAAUCAGAUAAAAACUCUCCUAGAAUUCCCAGUAAAUUGA
Molecule: messenger RNA, 339 nt
Organism: Lactuca virosa
Lineage: Eukaryota; Viridiplantae; Streptophyta; Magnoliopsida; Asterales; Asteraceae
Source: the annotation of a GenBank genome assembly